AAGUAUAAUGGCUUUGCAUUCGGCAAUCAAAGGAAAAUUAAUCUCAGUUAUAGGGGACGAGGACACUUGUGUGGGAUUUCUUCUUGGUGGUGUUGGUGAAAUCAAUAAAAAUCGCCAUCCGAAUUUUAUGGUCGUUGAUAAAAAUCUCUGGAAAUGAAUUUGAGCGCGAAACGUCACCCACCUCGACCUCUAUUUCCACCAAGGAGGAAUGGAUUUUCCUGAAAGUGUGAAACACCCCUAAAAUGAAUUUGAACAAAGAUCUUUGAAAAUAAGUUUGAGGCCGAUCGGAUGGUAAACAAAAAAGUUACAUACAACAAUUUUUCGCGAUUUUUCCACACUUGCGGGUGGAAUUUCCUGAAACCCCGUCUUAACGUGCACCUACAUCACAUAAGUUCCCCAGUACAAUCGUUAGGAGGGGUAUACCCAUGCCCACCAUCACGAACAAUCGCACAAAACGACACUAAAUCUACACAUUACUAAAACAGCUGAUUCCAAAACGUAAACAAAGGCCAGCGGCAGAGCUACACUACUAACCAAACAACAUUAAGAUAGGACAUGCAGAACAAUGAAUGUGGACAUUCAAAUUGGUUCACAUCUGGUACAAACUCGUGACAGCAAGAGACUAUCACCACCUGCCUGCUACUACCACAUAGCCAUAAAUCAAGUAAAUAAACGAACUUAUGAUGCCCACGAAUAUAAGCCACAAUUUAAAUGCAAUGGACUUUUUGAGAAUACAGCAACUCAAAUUGGAACCCUUCGGGUUCCCUGGUCCUUGCCUCUAGACUAGGGUGGGGAAACGCUCUUGGAGAGGACUCACUCAGGUUCUUUCUUCAUCGCCUGUAUUGUUGCGCCGUUGCAUCUCGUGCCCGGGAAAAAUGUUGUGUGGCCCUGGCUGGCAUCCUUCGGCGUGGGAUACGGUCGCCUUGGUUCUCCUCUUUGGGCAAUGCAAUUUUUUGUAUCCGUUAAAUGUACAACUGUGUGAGUGUUCUUGUGUUCGGAAGUCUUGUAUGUAAUUUAUGCACUUUAAUUCCAGCAAUAUGUUUACAUUUAAAUUCUUGCGGCUAACAACGCAUUUUCUGUGUGCGUAAACUGCUCCGACUGGCACUAAUAAAGUUUUUAAAUUUAUUGUUUUAUGAUAUACACAAAA
Messenger RNA from Drosophila montana, 1147 nucleotides. Its product is annotated as V-type proton ATPase subunit F 1. Gene Ontology annotation, cellular component: membrane; proton-transporting V-type ATPase, V1 domain. Lineage: Eukaryota; Metazoa; Arthropoda; Insecta; Diptera; Drosophilidae. The transcript is spliced from 6 exons. The record is from RefSeq and is a predicted model, not a curated record. Gene Ontology annotation, biological process: proton transmembrane transport. Gene Ontology annotation, molecular function: proton-transporting ATPase activity, rotational mechanism. Bases 566 to 787 code for a protein of 73 amino acids.